Messenger RNA from Mesorhabditis spiculigera, 351 nucleotides. NCBI's taxonomy places the organism in Eukaryota, Metazoa, Nematoda, Chromadorea, Rhabditida, Rhabditidae. The record is from the annotation of a GenBank genome assembly.
AUGCAGUACUUCGGCCCCAAGUUCUGGCACCAGAGUAAACGCAUCCAGAAAAAAAAAAGAGAAAAAGUGCUCGCCAACCUGGCGUUCCAACACAUCUAUGUGCUAUACCAAUGGGCCGAUUGUGAUGAAUUUUGCAAGAUAUGUGCAUACUCGGGACACGAUUGGAAGGACUGUAAGUCCAAGUAUUUGAGCCACGCAGAAAGUCGCGCCCGUGCAUUUCGAAGCCGUGGGCGCACGUGUGUUCAUCAACCCAUGAGGCGCUUGCUCCUGUUUCAAAUUCGCCCACACUUUACAGUAAAAUAUGCAAUUCACGUCGUCGCUUUGGGCAAGACUGACGAAACGGUGGCAGUA